Messenger RNA from Drosophila serrata, 1800 nucleotides. RefSeq names its product dipeptidase C (gene Dip-C). The record is from RefSeq and is a predicted model, not a curated record. Gene Ontology annotation, molecular function: manganese ion binding; metalloaminopeptidase activity. Lineage: Eukaryota; Metazoa; Arthropoda; Insecta; Diptera; Drosophilidae.
AUGCAAAGUCAACAAAAAAAAAAAAAACUAAGACAAAAACAAAAACACAACAAUAACUGAUAAACACAGUUAAUUUAUUGCUGUUGUUUGCUUCAUUCGUAGAUAUCGGUCAGCUAAUCUCAGUGGUUGAGCCCAUAUUGUUCCCCAGUUGCUUUGUGCAGUCAGUUAGACUACGCCUUCCUUGGAUUCACGAUGGCCACUUACCAGAUGGGAUCGGGACAUGCAGUGCCCAUGACUUUAUUUCGGGACAAUAGGGACCGCGCCGUUAAGGCGGUCCUGGAGAAGCUCCAGCCGGGUCUUAAGUUCGCCACGGGCCACUUGGUGGUUCUUCUUGAGGGUGGCAAGGACAAGAGCCUGUACAACACCGACGUGGACUACGUGUUUCGGCAGGAGUCCUAUUUCCAGUACCUUUUCGGCGUCAAGGAACCGGGAUGUUAUGGCAUCGUCACCAUCGAUGUGAAGACGGGCGACAAGACGACCGUUCUCUUUGUGCCCCGUUUCCCCGAGGAGUACGGCACCUGGAUGGGGGAGCUGCUCAGCCCAGCAGACUUUAAGGCAAUGUACGAGGUGGACGAGGUCUUCUAUGUGGAUGAACUCAACGUCUAUCUAGAGAGGGCGGAGCCCAAACUGAUACUUACGCUGAGCGGCACCAACAGCGAUAGCGGCCUCACCCUGCAGCCCCCGGAGUUCGACGGCAAGGAGAAGUACGUGACCGACUGCGACCUGCUGUAUCCCAUUCUGUCCGAGUGCCGUGUGAUCAAGUCACCCGCAGAGAUCGAAGUGCUGCGCUACGUGGCCAAGGUAUCGUCAGACGCCCACAUCAAGGUGAUGAAGUUCAUGCGCCCUGGUCGCAUGGAGUUCGAGGGCGAGUCGCUUUUCCUGCACCAUUCCUACUCGGUAGGUGGCUGUCGGCACGCAUCCUACACCUGCAUCUGCGGCAGUGGUAUGAACUCCUCGAUCCUGCAUUACGGACAUGCCGGCGCCCCCAACAACCGUCCUGUGCAGGAUGGUGAUCUAUGUCUAUUUGACAUGGGUGCAAACUAUUGUGGCUACGCUGCGGACAUCACCUGCACAUUUCCAGCAAACGGCAAGUUUACUGCGGACCAGAAGUUUAUCUACAACGCGGUGCUGGAUGCUCGUAAUGCGGUCAUGAGCACGGCCCGCGACGGAGUGUCCUGGGUGGAUAUGCACAAGCUGGCGGGCCGCGUACUGUUGCAGCGGCUGACGGAGGGUGGCGUGCUUAAGGGCGACGUGGAUGAAAUGCUCGAAGCUGGCGUCUCAGGUGUAUUCCAGCCGCACGGUCUUGGCCAUUUGAUCGGUCUGGACGUGCACGAUGUGGGCGGUUACCUACCCAGGGAGCCGAAGCGUCCCAGUGAGCCGUGGCUGAGCAAGCUUCGCUUUGCCCGCAUCCUGAAGGCAGGCAUGUAUGUGACCAUCGAGCCGGGCUGCUACUUCAUCGACUGGGUGAUGGACCGUGCGCUGGCAGAUCCGAGCAUUGCCAAGUUCAUCAACGUGGAUAGGUUCAACAGUUUCCGCGGAUUCGGGGGAGUGCGCAUUGAGGACGAUGUGCUUAUUACCCAAAAGGGCACCGAGAAUUUCGCUAUUGUACCCCGUACCGUUGAAGAAAUCGAGGCAACCAUGAGCUCGGCAUAAACAUGACUUUCAGACCCAGAUAUCUAUCUUGGGCAAUCUGCUGUAAACAUACAUAUGCACAUGUAAUAUACUACAAUAUUCACUGUAUCAUAAUCAAAUUAUGGAUAAAGCAAUAAAUAUAUUAUUGGGAGGUCGAUACAAUCGAAA